Messenger RNA from Closterium sp. NIES-65, 3534 nucleotides. Lineage: Eukaryota; Viridiplantae; Streptophyta; Zygnematophyceae; Desmidiales; Closteriaceae. The record is from the annotation of a GenBank genome assembly.
AUGGCUGGAAGACGCGACAGCAGAGUCGCGAGGAGCAGCGGGAUUGGCGGGUGGGACAAGCACGCGCGCGCCCCCGGCGGCGGCAGCGGCGGAGACAGCGGCGGUGGCGGCGGCGGAGGCAGCAGCGUCGCUGCGAGCAGCAUAGGCGGAAGCGGCGGCGGCGGCGGAGGCGGCGCGAAGAGGCGGUGGAAGCCCGCGCCGGUCGCGCUUCGUCUCGAUCAUUUCCUCGCCGCCGCCACCGGGCCCGCCGCCACCGCUUCUGUUGCCACCCGCGCUGCGCGCGAAUCCGCGGAAAUUGGCCCGCGCGCCAGUGGGACGGGAAGGGCAAAUGCGGGUAUUAGUGACGGGCGGCCGCGCGGAUGCGAAAAGGGAGGCGGAGCGGGGAGAGGAGGCGCAGGGAGAGGAGGGGGAAGUGAGGAUGCUAGCGCGCGUGGCUUGGUUUUGGCGGAAACGAGGCAAGGGGUGGGAGCAGGGGGAGCAGGGGGCGGAGCAGGAGGGCGGAGGAGGGGAGAAGUGGCAGGCGGAAGUGUGGGGGCGGGCGGGCGAGAGGGAAAAGGGGAGAGCGCGCGCAAGGAGCUCGAGAGGGGGAGAGAGAAGGGGCGCAAUUGGGAGAACGGGGGGGAGCGCGGAGGGGGGCGAGAGGGGGGUCGGGUGCUGGUGAACCCUGCAACUUCGGAGAGCAUUGGCGUGAGGCGGGGAAAGGAGAGGCAGACACCGAAGCAGAAGCGAGUGAGCCGCCUGAAGCGGAUGGUGGUGCUGGCGAGACAGGCGCGCGGGGAGGGGGAGACAGGGGAGGGAGGGCAGGGGGAAAGGGAGAAUAGGGAGGCGGAGGGGGAGAGGGAGGGAACGGGAGAGAAGGUGAGGGAAUGGGAGAGGUUGGGAGAGGAAGCGGGGGAGAGAGUGGGAAUGGGAGAGGGAGAAGGGGAGGAGGAGGAGGAGGAGGAGGAGGAGGAGGAGGAGGAGGAGGAGGAGGAGGAGGAGGAGGAGGAGGAGGAGGAGGAGGAGGAGGAGGAGGAGGAGGAGGAGGAGGAGGAGGAGGAGGAGGAGGAGGAGGAAGGGGAGGAAGAAGAGCGUGUGGUGCAUGGUGAUGGUGGGAGGAAUGGAGGAGGCAUGGGAUGGGUGGAGCAUGAGAGGCGUGAAGAGGGGUGUGCUGCCACAGUGGAGGGGGUGGGAGAGGCGAGUGAGGGGCCAGAGAGGGGAGACAGGAGAGAAAGGUUAGGGGAGGGUGGGAUGGAGGGCGGGGGGGAGGAGGGGAUGGUGGCGAGGGAGGGCGGGGGGGAGGAGGGGAUGGUGGCGAGGGAGGGCGGGGGGGAGGAGGGGAUGGUGGCGAGGGAGGGCGGGGGGGAGGAGGGGAUGGUGGCGAGGGAGGGCGGGGGGGAGGAGGGGAUGGUGGCGAGGGAGGGUGGGCAGGGACUGGACGGAAAAGUGGGCGGGAGGGAGGUGAGUGGGAAACGAGUGGGUAGGCAAAGGCGAGGGAGGAGAAAGGGAGGAGAGAAGCGAGGGGAGGAGAAACGAGGGGAGGAGAAUGGGGAAGGGGUGAAGGGAGGGGAGGAGAAGGGAGGGGAGGAGAAGGGAGGGGAGGAGAAGGGAGGGGAGGAUAAGGGAUGGGAAGAGAAGGGAGGGGAAAAGAAGAGAGGGGAAGAGAAGGGAGGGGAAGAGAAGGGAGGGGAAGAGAAGAGUGGGCAAGAAGACAGCGAGGCGAAAAGGCAAACGCAGCCGACCACUUACAUUGGCGUGGAGGCAUGCAGCAGGUACGCCGAGCAGGUGGUGACACCCGAGCUCAACGCACUCGUGGCUGAGCUGCUGGGGGAGCUGCUGCGAUUCCAAGUCAGGGCGCUUCAGAAGGACCCCAUUAAGGGAGCGAUGCGGCGGCGGGUGCUGGCAGGGCUGAAGGAGGUGGGGCAGGCGGUGCGCAGUGGGAGGGUCAAGUGUGUGGUGCUGGCGCCUAACGUGGAGGAGGUGCCUGGGGCAGGUGAGGUGGUCUUCACGCUGCUCUCUCACCCAUCCACCUUCCAUCAGGCGGUCGUGAGCGGUCUUGAUGCGGCCCUCACGUCCAUCCUAUCAGAUGCCACCACGCGGAGCAUUCCCGUGGUUGUGGCUCUCUCCAGACGGCGACUCGCCAAGGCCAGGCCUUCAACCGCCCGUGCUGCCAUUUGUUUCGGUGCCAUAGCCAUUUUGGACGACAAUGCUGCAUCGCCCGCACCCUCUCCUCCUUUCCCCCGCUUGCAUGCUCCCAUAUCCUCCCAUCUCCUCCCAUAUCCUCCCAUCUCCUCCCAUAUCCUCCCAUCUCCUCCCAUAUCCUCCCAUAUCCUCCCAUCUCCUCCCAUAUCCUCCCAUCUCCUCCCAUAUCCUCCCAUCUCCUCCCAUAUCCUCCCAUAUCCUCCCAUAUCCUCCCAUCUCCUCCCAUAUCCUCCCAUCUCCUCCCAUAUCCUCCCAUAUCCUCCCAUCUCCUCCCAUAUCCUCCCAUAUCCUCCUAUAUCCUCCCAUAUCCUCCCAUCUCCUCCCAUAUCCUCCCAUCUCCUCCCAUCUCCUCCCAUAUCCUCCCAUCUCCUCCCAUAUCCUCCCAUCUCCUCCCAUCUCCUCCCAUAUCCUCCCAUCUCCUCUCAUAUCCUCCCAUCUCCUCCCAUAUCCUCCCAUAUCCUCCCAUCUCCUCCCAUAUCCUCCCAUAUUCUCCCAUCUCCUCCCAUAUCCUCCCAUCUCCUCCCAUAUCCUCCCAUAUCCUCCCAUCUCCUCGCAUAUCCUCCCAUCUCCUCCCAUCUCCUCCCAUAUCCUCCCAUCUCCUCCCAUAUCCUCCCAUAUCCUCCCAUCUCCUCCCAUCUCCUUCCAUCUCCUCCCGUCUCCUCCCAUCUCCUCCCAUCUCCUCCCAUAUCCUCCCAUCUCCUCCCAUAUCCUCCCAUCUCCUCCCAUAUCCUCCCAUCUCCUCCCAUCACCUCCCAUCUCCUUCCAUAUCCUCCCAUCUCCUCCCAUAUUCUCCCAUCUCCUCCCAUAUCCUCCCAUCUCCUCCCAUAUCCUCCCAUAUCCUCCCAUCUCCUCGCAUAUCCUCCCAUCUCCUCCCAUCUCCUCCCAUAUCCUCCCAUCUCCUCCCAUAUCCUCCCAUAUCCUCCCAUCUCCUCCCAUCUCCUUCCAUCUCCUCCCGUCUCCUCCCAUCUCCUCCCAUCUCCUCCCAUAUCCUCCCAUCUCCUCGCAUAUCCUCCCAUCUCCUCCCAUAUCCUCCCAUCUCCUCCCAUCACCUCCCAUCUCCUUCCAUAUCCUCCCAUCUCCUCCCAUCUCCUCCCAUCUCCUCACUUUUGCACUGCAUUGCUCUGCCAGACACUAAACCGCCCUCGGUGUAAAGCAUUAAACCGCCCUCGGUGUAAAGCUCUAAACCGCCCUCGGUGUAAAGUGAGUGCCGUGGCCAUUCUGGACGACAAUGGCGCGCACAGGCUGCUCAAGAGCGUGCUGGCAGAGGCAGAGAGGGGGAGGGCGCUGUGGCAGGAGGGGCAGGCGGGGCGGGAGUGGGAGGGGAAGGAGGGGAAGGAGGCAGUUGGUGCAUGA